Messenger RNA from Silurus meridionalis, 4229 nucleotides. RefSeq names its product eph receptor B3a (gene ephb3a). Gene Ontology annotation, molecular function: protein binding; ATP binding; transmembrane-ephrin receptor activity. Gene Ontology annotation, cellular component: neuron projection; plasma membrane. The record is from RefSeq and is a predicted model, not a curated record. Bases 242 to 3010 code for a protein of 922 amino acids. The transcript is spliced from 16 exons. Lineage: Eukaryota; Metazoa; Chordata; Actinopteri; Siluriformes; Siluridae. Gene Ontology annotation, biological process: axon guidance; protein phosphorylation; cell surface receptor protein tyrosine kinase signaling pathway.
GAUGCCGAACACGUAGCUCUACACUGUAACAGCUGCGCGCGCGUGGACACACAUUGAGAGAGAGAGAGAGAGAGAGAGAGAGAGAGGGAGAGACGGAUAGAGAGAGGAAGAAAAGAGAUGCUUUGCGGAUUACUGGGCUCCGGAUAUGGACGUGUUAUUCAUUUAAAGGUGUUUUUUUUCUUCCCUCACUCAAAUUGUCGUUGUGGAGUUUUUUCCCGGCUCUCGUGAUGCUCCUGGCUUCAUGAGCAUGGAUUAUUUGGUGUUUUUGUGCAGCGUUUUGCUGCCCGUAAUAUCUGCUGUUGAAGAGACACUUAUGGACAGCAAGUGGGCCACAACCGAGCUAGCAUGGACCACCUAUCCAGAAAGCGGGUGGGAAGAGGUCAGCGGCUACGAUGACUCCAUGAACCCCAUCAGGACGUACCAGGUGUGUAACGUCCUGGAGCCCAACCAGAACAACUGGCUCCGGACAGAUUACAUCCCACGCAGAGGGGUUCUGCGUGUCUACGUCGAACUCAAAUUCUCUGUGCGCGAUUGUGCUAGCAUUCCCAACAUCCCCGGCUCCUGCAAGGAGACUUUCAACCUGUUUUAUUAUGAGUCCGACGGAGACACGGCCACGGCGACCAGCCCACCGUGGCGGGAGAAUCCCUACGUGAAGGUGGACACUAUUGCCCCUGACGAGAGUUUCUCUCUGCUAGAGUCAGGGAUUGUCAACACAAAAUUACGCAGCUUUGGCCCCCUUUCCAAAGCUGGAUUCUACCUCGCCUUCCAGGACUUGGGCGCUUGCAUGUCCCUGAUCUCUGCACGGGUUUUUUUCAAGAAGUGCUCUACUACCAUCGCCAGCUUCGCGGUUUUCCCCGAAACGGCGACAGGUGCAGAAGCCACCUCGCUGGUCAUUGCCACUGGCGCAUGCGUGCCGAAUGCUGCCGAGGUCUCGGUCCCUCUUAAGCUCUACUGCAAUGGGGAUGGCGAGUGGAUGGUUCCCGUGGGAUCCUGCACCUGCAUGCCGGGCUUUGAGCCAGCCAAGAAAGACACCCAGUGUCAGGCAUGCACACCCGGCUCCUUCAAGUCCAAGCAGGGCGAAGGUUUCUGCACCCCGUGUCCACCUUUCAGCCGGGCCACGUCCUCGGCGUCCAGCGUGUGCCCGUGUCAGAGCGGCUACUAUCGCGCUGACGGCGACUCUCCUGACUCGCCCUGCACCACCGUCCCCUCAGCCCCUCUCAGCGUGAUCUCCAGCAUAAACGAGACGUCGGUGUCGCUGGAGUGGGCGGAGCCGCGCGACUCGGGCGGCCGAUCCGAUCUCGUGUACAACGUGGUGUGCAAGAAGUGCGAGCACGGCGCCUGCGUGCGCUGCGACGACAACGUAGAAGUCGCGCCGCGCCGCCUGGGCCUCGCCGAGAGGCACGCGGCCGUCAGGAACCUGCAGGCUCACACGCACUACAGCUUCGAGAUCCAGGCCGUGAACGGCGUGUCACCCAAGAGCCCCGUCUCGCCGCGCUACGCCACCGUCAACAUCACCACCAAUCAGGCGGCACCUUCUGCUGUACCCACGGUGCACCUCAUGCGCUCCACAGCGAGCACCCUCAGCCUCUCCUGGCUGCCUCCAGAGAGACCCAACGGCGUCAUCUUAGAUUACGAGAUAAAGUACCAGGAGCCGGGUGAAUCUUUCUCCCACACGGUCACCGCUCAGACCAGCUCAGCAAGAGUGGAGGGGCUGAACAUAGGAACGGUGUACACGGUGCAGGUUCGAGCGCGCACCGUGGCCGGCUACGGCAGCUACAGCCACCCGGUGGACUACAGCACCAGCCUCCAUGACGAUCCGGAGCACUCGGUGCAGGACCAGCUGCCCCUGAUCAUUGGCUCGGCUUUGGCUGGCUUCGUUGUCAUCGUGGCCACGGUGGUCAUCGCUGUCCUCUGUCUCAGGAGACAGCGCACCGGUUCCGAGCUGGAGUACACCGAGAAACUGCAGCAGUACGUGUCCCCCGGUGUGAAAGUCUACAUCGACCCUUUUACUUACGAAGACCCCAACGAGGCGGUGCACGAGUUCGCCAGAGAGAUCGACAUCUCCUGUGUGAAGAUCGAGGAAGUCAUCGGAGCAGGGGAGUUCGGAGAGGUGUGUCGUGGGAGGCUGAAGCAGCCUGGCAGGAAGGAAUCUGCCGUGGCAAUCAAGACUCUGAAAGCUGGGUACACAGAACGCCAGAGACGCGACUUCCUUGCCGAGGCGAGCAUCAUGGGCCAGUUUGACCACCCCAACGUCAUCCACCUGGAGGGGGUGUUGACCAGGAGCUGUCCAGUGCUGAUAGUUACUGAGUUCAUGGAGAACGGAGCUUUGGACUCCUUCCUCAGGCUCAACGAUGGUGGGUUCACGGUGACGCAGCUCGUGGGCAUGCUGCGAGGCAUAGCUGCCGGAAUGAAGUACCUCUCUGACAUGAACUACGUCCACAGAGACUUGGCAGCUCGCAAUGUUCUCGUUAACAGCAACCUGGUGUGCAAAGUCUCCGACUUUGGUCUGUCUCGGUUUCUGGACGAGAACUCGUCCGACCCGACCUACACCAGCUCUCUGGGCGGAAAAAUCCCGAUCCGCUGGACGGCCCCCGAGGCCAUCGCCUUCCGCAAGUUCACCACAGCCAGUGACGUGUGGAGCUACGGCAUCGUCAUGUGGGAGGUGAUGUCGUUUGGAGAGCGACCCUACUGGGACAUGAGCAACCAGGAUGUGAUGAAUGCGGUGGAGCAGGACUACAGGCUCCCCCCGCCGAUGGACUGCCCGGCCGUUCUCCAUCAGCUGAUGCUCGAGUGCUGGCUGAAGGAGCGAAACACGCGACCGCGCUUCGCCCACAUCGUUAGCACGCUGGACAAACUGCUGCGCAACGCCGCCAGCCUCAAAACGCUAACCUCCGCACACUCAGGGGAUCUGUACCGUGUUGGCGGGACCCUGCCUGGCCACCAGAGGAAGAGUUUAGGCAGUGUGCAGGACAUGAGACAAAUGAGCCAAACUCUCCCCAUCCGAGUCUAAAGCAAGUCUGAAUGUGAAACCCUCCCCCUCACCCCCUUACUCCCUCACCCCCAUCCCAAACCCCUGUUCUGAGGAGAAGUUCAUCACUAAUAACACCACGGGAGACUCCGAGAUCGUAAAGAGCAGCAUUACAGAAAUCAUGGAACUCCAUCAAAUCCUGGAGGAAUGUCGGAGAACCUUUGGGCCUGGGCGUCCUAAAACGGGAAUGUACUCCCAGGCUGAACGUGUGUGCGUGCGCAUGUUGUGUAAAUGAACUCGGAUCGCAUUCAAUUCCUCUUUCUUUUUAAUCCACUGGACGAUUCUCUCGCGCAGCUCAAACCCGUGGUUUUUUUUUUUUUACUACUCAGGUUCAGUUUGCAUGCAUGCAUGUUUAACAGCAAAAGUUUCGGAUAAAAAAAAAAAAAAAAAAGGUAACUGUAACACGGCCGACGAUGAAUAAGAACCAGUAGAGGGGGGAAGCAUCUGGUUCGCAUGCUACCGGAUUGCCUUUAGCUUUUCUGCAUUAUUAACGGUAGCGUUCUGGGUGUUCUCGUAAUGAAAUCCUUCCGAGUUUUUUCUUUUUUUCUUUUUCCCCCGGAGGCGAAACAGAGCAAAGAAUUAUAAGAUAAACGAAUAAUAUUUGACGUGAAUUAAAGACUACGAAUUAAUAUGCGAGCCCCGAAAUAGAAAUGAAAGGGUUCUCUGUCGGCCUGAGGACAUUUUCGAUCUUUUUUUUGUUUGUUUUCUUUCUCCGAGCCUUCUCUUUCUGAUCUUCAUAUUGAAGAAAAGAAGGGCACAGAAGAAAAGAAAAGAAAAUUUCCAAAGGAGGAAAAAACAACAAAAACAAUCACGUAAGGAGGUUAAGGAACUUCAUGAACCCUUUGAAGCCGAGCGAAGUCGACUCCUGCGUGACAACGGAAGCGUUUUUUUUUUUUUUUCACCUCUGUUGUAUUUCGUCUUCCACGUUCCAGUAUUACGAUAAAACUCCUCAUGGACUGUGAUCUUAGAAUUACUGUUAACUGUGACUAAGGAGGAUGUUACGGAGUGUGUGUGUGCGUGCGCGUGUGUGCGUGUGUAUACGGUAUGUGUCCAAAUGAGAUUCAUAUGCAUGCUAGAUUUCAGAGCUCUGUGAUUGAUCAUAAUUCGUGAAGAGAAGCAACGCGUGGACUGACGCUUGGACGUCUAACGGCCGUUCCUAUAAAUAUGCAUAAUUCUGUAAAUAAAAAAACCACUCCUCAUA